UUUUCAUUCAGUUGUCAUCGCGAUGCCGCUUAAAUGACAUCGUAAAUUCAAAUAUUAUUUUUAUUUAAAAAAAACAAAAUUAAUUUAUAAAAAUUCUCAUAAAUUUAAACCUCACUAAUAAUAAUAAUUAAUUAUUUAAAUUAAAAAAAAAGGACCAAGACUAGGACUUGAAUACCUUUUAAUUAAAAAAUAAUAACAAGAAGACCGACGCCGGAAUGUUUAAGAUGCGCGCGCAUUUGACUCGCGGUUCACCACCACCGUGCGAUCAUCAGGCUCAGGUGCAAAAGCAGGAUGAGGAGGAGGAUGACUCGGAACAGUGCAACGAUAGAACUCAAACAGAUUGUUCGUACGUUAAUUUAGAGGACACGUCGACUAUGCCACCGUGUGUUACGUCCGCGAUGAGUGUCGGCAACUUUAAUAAAAUAACAAUUCCCGCAACAGCAACUGAAUCUGAAUCACAGGAAACUAAUGAUCUGCUAAAUAACACCGCAGCUCCUAAAAUUCAAGGUGCGGCAACUGUUGGAUGGAGCACACCUGUCAAAGAUAAAACCAUGAAAAAUAAUAAUAAUAGUAAUGUUAAUAACAAUAAUUGUGAUAGAGCACCAUCGAUGGCUAAUUGUUUAUCCACGACGGUCCCUGUUAAUUUAAAAGCAUCACAAAUUGCCGGAAGACAUACGCCUACGCGUAGUUCUUUAAGGCAUAGUAGAAUGAUUGUUAUGCAUCGCACUGGCAACAUUCCAAGAAAAUCACGACCUCCACUUCUACGUCGCCGUAAACUAUCAAGUACAUUAGCAGCAUUACAGACAAUUAUCGGCAUUGCUGUGACCUCUUUGUCGCUGUGGUUACUUCUAUGGGCACCAAAUUUACCAUUUUUGGAUAAUCCAUACUGGAGUGGAAUGCCGUUACUCUUCUCCGGAAGUUUCGGAAUAUGUCUGCUCUGCUGCUUCAAAAAAGAGUACCCAGGCCUGAGUCCGGGAUUCUGUUUAACGGCGACAAAAGUAAUGAGCUUCUUCCUCGCAGCACUUGCAGCAAUAACGUGUCUGUUAGCCUGCAUCACAUCCGCAAUCCACCUGAUAAGACUGAGCGGAUUAGAAUGCACACCAGCGCGUGUAAUAAAUGCGACAUGUGCAUGCAGAUCACGUAGCGAGCUUGCAAGUGCCUCCGAGCCGGUUCUCAAGUACGUUGAUCUCAACUGCCCCGAAGUCGAAGGUGUUCUCACUAUUUUGUUAAUCUUCUCCUCGAUAUGCAACGCCCUGGGUGCGAUUAUUGCCUCAUGGUAUUGUUAUCUGCACUGGAGCACACGCGACAAACGCCUUCAGUAUUUGAAAGUCAGAUCAAGCUCGCGAGCUCCUCUCGAUUCGCGGCCGAUUUACAAUCCAAAUUUGAACAGACGAUGACACUCUUUAUUUUAAUUUAAAUAUCGGCUACAAUUACAAUCACAAUUAUCAUUAAUUAAUUAAUUAAUUAAUUAAUUAAAUACCAACGCACUCACAGUUUUAAAAAUCUCCGUUUUAGUCAUACGUCAAUUUUCAGUAUUUUAUUACCUUAAUUAUUAUUAUGAUAUAUUGAUAUUUUAUAUCAUAGAUUAAUGAUAUUAUUAAUGACGGAGUGAAAAAAUGC
Messenger RNA from Microplitis mediator, 1620 nucleotides. RefSeq lists its product as uncharacterized. NCBI's taxonomy places the organism in Eukaryota, Metazoa, Arthropoda, Insecta, Hymenoptera, Braconidae. The coding region runs from base 216 to 1397 and encodes 393 amino acids. The transcript has 6 exons. The record is from RefSeq and is a predicted model, not a curated record. Gene Ontology annotation, cellular component: dystrophin-associated glycoprotein complex; sarcolemma.